This is a messenger RNA of Symbiodinium sp. CCMP2592, 3234 nucleotides long. The record is from the annotation of a GenBank genome assembly. Lineage: Eukaryota; Dinophyceae; Suessiales; Symbiodiniaceae.
AUGGGCGUCAUGACAACGUGGCUUUCGGCGCUGCCCGUCCUGCUCCCCGUCACCGCGCAGCUCCUCUUCCAAGCCGUCCCUGGCAGCUGCUGGGGUCUUUGGAUUGCUGCGCACGUGCGAUGCGUGAGCGACAAGCGGCUGCUGCGGCCACCCGCAAUGCUCUUGCUCUGGCUUUCGGCGCUGCCCUUUUUGGAGAAGUUGGCGUGGUGGCAGCUGGCACUUCAACUUCCGGGCCUGGGACUCUGCGCCGUCGGGGUGGCAGUGGCAGCACAGGACCCUCGAGGAGAAGGGCAGGAGCCAGUUGAAGAAGCUGAAGAAGACGCUGAUAAACGGAAGGCCCGACGACAUGCUGAAAAGAGCUUGGCCUGGAGCUGGGGCGGCCUUCUCGCGGCCUGGCUGCUGUCGAUCGGGUCGCUUCUCCCCGUCUCCUGGCCGUUGGCGGUUUCCGCGCUUCCCGGCCUCGCCUUGGGGCUCUUCCUCGUGCGAAGAGUCGCCACACAAGGGGCCCCGCCUCAGAUUAGAGAAUUCUACAUCAUUCAUGCUACCUUUGCCUGGCUCUGGAAUUUGCCCGUCUUGGUCGUCAAGGGCAGCUGGUGGAUUUUCCUUUCGCUGGAAGUCCUCGUCUUCACCACUUGCACUGCGACCAUGAGCCGGGACACAGAUGUGGUAUCAAGACUGAGAGGGGGACGGAACUAUUGUGUUGAUUUCACACGUCUCUUCAUGGGUGUGCCUCUGCCGGUGCUGGCACUUUGGGCCUCGGCAGACUGGGAGGCACCCUGGACCUGUGACCACGCCCCAGGCCCGAUCUGCAAGACCUGGCCGCUGCCGGCGCUGCUCGCACCGUUUCUCGCGGCCGCCACCACUUUCAGUGUCGAGUUCGUCAGCCUCCAUGGCAGAGAUCUGUUCCACCUGAAGCGGGGUGAUCUGCUCGCGCGGGCUCUGGUGCUCGUGGUGCUGGCGGCCGCGCCUGUGGCCUGCAUGUGGGACCUGGAAAGUGCCACAAGCUCGGUGGAAGUUCCGGACUUGAACCUUUUGGAUUACACACAUGUGACGAACUACACGGGCAUUUGGAGUCUGUCGAGCUUGCGGCUGAAGAUGCGGGCCGGACAAUGGCUGCGAAAGAUGCCUGAACCCGUGUGGCCCAAUGCAACGGAGCUUCUACACCCGCCGCCGCACCGGGCCGACUUCUGGGUGAGCUGGAUGCUGACGAAGUCCGGGCUGGUGGUCUUUAGUGCCGCACUGCUGCUUCGAUUCGCCUGCGGCGCGGCCUCGCGGACUUCGCCCACUGGCCAAGAGCCACAGCCGCAAGGUGCCGAAGCGGAGCUGGAGCAGGCCACCGGCAGCGACGACGAGGCAGCCCUCUCUGACGAAUCGUUGGACAUGCUGGCCUGGGUGCUGGUGCCGUGCUGGCUUGUCCUCUGCACCAAAGUGGCGCUCUCAGCGGGCAAUGCAGGGGAGCUUGCUGCAGGCACUGGCCUGCCCUGGGAGGCCUACGAUCUGCUCCUGACUUGCGGGCUGGCCCUCUUCCUGGCACAGGCGCGAUCUUCUUUGAGAAAAGGGGAAGCGUUCGAUAGUUUGCAGUCGGCAAUCGCCCCUCCCCGCAACACACUGACACAAGCCGAACAUCGCUAUGGAGAAAACUAUAGGCUGAGAGGUGCCAUCUUCGGAGUUUCUAAUUUGUGCGGUUUCUGGUAUGGUCCGGGUUUUGGGGAGGGGAUUCGAAAGGCCGGCACCGUGCUCGGAGAUGCUUGGCCUGCAAUGUCCCGUCUCACUUUUCCAGCACAGGCCCUCGUCUUGCGGGCGCUGGGCUGCUCGAGCUACGGUGCAGCGGACGUGGCAGUGGCCAGCCUCAGCUUGGUGCCGUUCUUAGGCGAGGCUUUCGACUCGCUGAAAGACUCUGUGCUCGCAGCGCAAGCCAUUGCCUCCGACACCGGCUGGGUGCGACCGAUAGGCUGGGGUGCGCUAGGCUACCUCUGGCUGCUACACAUUGCGAUUCUGCUUCCGGACAUGUCGUCCCGCCUGGAGCUUUGCCGGGGCUACUUGACCCUCUUCUUUCUGAAGAGCAAUAUGGGUCUGGGCAUCGAAGACGGCUUUUGGAAGAAGCUCAGGCAGAAGCUCUUGCAGCUCUGCUACAAGCAGAGUACGCCCACCAGACGGUGGUCAAUGCUGCUGGAAGACGCACCGCAAGGCAUCAUCGCCUCGGUGAUCUCCGUGGCCGAUGGCCUGAAACCCUUCACUCUUGUAGUGAAUCUGAUCAUCCCCUUUGUGCGGCUCUUGCUGGCGUGGCUUUUCCACGACCACGUUGCCUGGGAGGUGCGGGACUGGCUAAAGAACGAGGUGCUGGAUGCCUACGCUGCCGGUGUCGCCCAGGAGAGGGGCUGGGGAGGCACGAUCCUUGAUCUUCGGGAGCUGCUGCGAACUUUAAUGUUGGCGAGGUCUGAUGAAUGGAACAGCUGGCUCCAGAAGGGCCCUCCCGGGCGCUGCGAAGCGCUUCAGCUGGAUCUCCGUUUUGACUCCGAGCUGGGCCGGGAACUGCGGGAGCUCUCGGAGGCUCGGCUCGCGGCUCUGCAGGCGCCGCCCGGCCGCCUGCCCCGCAGAGUCGUCCUCGAUUUGAAGAGCUGCGACCUGGGAGACGAAGAGUGCCGAGUUCUCUGCGAAUCUUUGUGGCAGAUCGCAGGAGGCUGCGAGGAGCUCGAGCUGGGGUUGUGGGACAACGCGAUCACUGCGAAGGGCGUGGAGUUCUUGGCGCAGGGCCUCGGGGAGAUGAAGGCUCUGACGAAGCUCGAGCUGCAUCUGAGCAACAACCCCAAGCUGGGCGACGCCGGCUGCCAGGCGCUCUGCCGAAGCCUCCGUGGGAUGCUGGAGCUCAGGACUCUCGAGCUGAAGUUGUGGUACACCGGCCUCGGGGUCGAGGGCUGCGCUGCCCUGGCGGCUCUCGGAGAGCUGCGGCUGCAGGAGCUCCGAGGGUUCUCUCGGAUGUACACGCGGCAGGGGCGGGGGUGCCGGGGCGUGAGCUUUAUAAGCCAUAUUGGCAAGGAGCUUUUGGCUAUAAUUUUGGAUUCCCGAGACAUCCCGGGCCCGAACAUUCCUCUCCAGGAGCUCACGCUGUUGAUACAGUCCAACCGCAUCCCGCCGGAGGCCUUGGAGGAGCUGCGGGGAGUCUGGGAACUGCGGCGACAGCUCCGCAACCACAUCCCGAAGCUGGAGAUUCGGGACGAAGAACAGCUGAAGUGA